Molecule: messenger RNA, 339 nt
Organism: Knipowitschia caucasica
Lineage: Eukaryota; Metazoa; Chordata; Actinopteri; Gobiiformes; Gobiidae
Source: the annotation of a GenBank genome assembly
AUGUGCCAACAUUACAUUACCCCCUGUGUGGAGAAUGACAGACUCUCCCCACUCCCGCUCUUUGUCUGUGGGGUCACGUCCCGCCCUUUAACUCCCAGACCCUGGACCUCCGACCCGGGUCCGUCAUUCGGCCGACACCUCCAGCGCUUUGACAGCUCCCUAAGCUCGCUGACCCCACAGUCCAAGCAGCCAAAGAGCCAAAGAGCGGCAGAGACGGAGCCGCGACCUUCCCUCAGAGGGGAACCCGUGUUUGCCCAGCACGAGUGGCAGCUUACCUGUUCCAAGAGCCCAGGGCCGGGUUGGAAAAGAGAGAGGAGCAGACAGGAGGGCAAAAAGUGA